UGGCGGAGAUGCGCGAUGCCCUGCAGAGCGCCCCCUUCGACGAGGUCUUCGCCUUGCUGAAGAAGCCGCUGGCCCUCCGCGAGGCCCUCCAGAACGCCCCCGAGCCGGAGGAGCAGGGCGAGCUGCUCGGCGUGCUGGAGGGCCUGGAGGAGGCCUUCUGCCGGGCGCGGCCGGGGGCCUGGCAGGAGAAGCUGCAGGGCCUGCGGAGGACCCGCUGGGAGGAGGCGGCUGCCCUGCUGGAGAAAGUCUGGUCCCUGAAGACCGAGGUCUAUCUCCUGAUCUCUGACCUCGACCGGGAGGAGAAAGUGGUGGUGCUGAUGGACGAGCUGAGGGGCCUGCAGGAGGCCGUCCGCGGGGCCCCCCUGGCCGACCGGGAGGCCCUGUGGGAGAAGCUGGAGGCCCUGCAGGCGGCCCUGAGGGAGAUCCCGGUGACGGAGGUGCUGCUGCUGCGCAGCAAGGCCAAGGCGCUGCGCAAGAAGGCCACGGACUUCUGGACUGACCCCCUGGAUGAGGCCGAUGGGCUGCUGGAGGAGGUGGACGCCCUGCGGGAGGUCCUCACCGGCUCCCCCUUGAAGGAGGCCCUGUGGGGGAAGGUGGAGGACCUGCGGGGCAGCCUGCGGGAGAUCGCCAAGAAGAAGAUCAGCGUUCUCUCCUACUACCUGUGGAACGUCCUGUGGAGCCCCUUGUGGAAGAAGGUGGGCGACAUGCAGCGCGCCUUGUGGAAGACCCCUCGCAAGGAGGAGGGGGUUGUGCAGGAGAAACUUGGGGACCUGGAGCACGCCCUGGACGAAAUCCUGGAGGAUAACCUCAGUGGCCUCCCCAGGAUUCUGUAUGCCCUGCCGGGGAUAGUGACCGCCCUGCAGAAGAAGGUGCACGCUGUGCGAGAGAGCCUGCAAGAGACGCCCCCUGAGAUGGCCGUGGCGCUGCAGGGGAAGGUGGUGGCCAUGCAGGAAGCCCUGUGGAAGAUUCCUUUCAAGGAGGCGCAUCUCAUGCAGGAGGACCUGAAGGCCUACUGUCUCACCUUGCAGAAGAAAGUGGAGGCCUGGUGGGCUCGCCCCCUGGAGGGCCCCUCCUCAAAGCGCAGGGCCGCCUUGCCGGAGGAGGCCAGAGGGACCCCCGGAGCGGAGAGGAGUGAAUCUUGUGUGACCAGGGAUGGCCCGGAUGCAGGGGCCAGCCAAAUGGAUCCUGUGGUUGGAGGAAUAAGGCACCGAGGUGUUUCCGCCGUUUCCUCUCCAGCUCUUCCAGCAGCCCUCGGGGCAGCAAACCCCCUAACAGAUGACGGCGUAAAGUCUGGUCAUGCCAGAGGUUUCCAGUAUUCUGUGCUGAAAGCGAUUCCACAUUCCCAUUUCCAGCAGAGGAAGGACUGGUAUGAGAACACCGACCAAGAUCUGCGUGAUUACGUUGUGCAGAGGCUUGUACACGCUAUCUUUCCAACUCCUGACUUAGCAAUCCUGAAAGAUCACCAGGUAGAGAAGGUGGUGGCUUAUGCCAAGAAGGUGGAAGGGGAUGUUUAUGAAUCAACAAACCAUUGGGGUGAAGGACGGAGCCUAAGAAACCACAAACCAGUCACUCUGACAUGGAUCCCUGGGGGCUCCCAAGCAAAUCAUGCACAGAUGCACUGGGAUGCAACUUGAAACCAGUUACCAGAAGUCAGCAUGGAUUUGGUGAGAGCAAAUACUGCUGGAGAAGCGUCUUGCCUUUUGAUGGGUUAACUUCGAUAGUAGAUGGUGGGAAUGCUGAAUAAAUACCUUGAAUUCAGCGGAGCAUAUUGCAAAGAGCUUUAUAACCUUCUGAUUAGCAAACUAAUUAAUGACAGCUGUGGAUACAUAGAUGGUACAAGAGGAAUGCCAAAUAAUGAUUUCUCAUCAGAAAAAAUGUUUUUUAUUUAGUGACUUGGAUGAAGAGGUGGAGGGAGGUCUUACCCAAAUUUGCAGGUGACGCAAAACUGGAUGUUAUACCUGAUAUCCUAGAAGACUGAAAUAAAAUUCAAAAUGUUCUUGAUCGGUUAGACAAAUGAAUUGAAAAUAAUAAAAUUUAAUGGAAUAAAGUUCUUCAGAAAGAAGGACUAGGUGCCCAGGUCUAAGAUGUGGAGGGAUACCUGCCUCAGUGCCUGUGAGGAAGUCCUUGGAACAGGGCUUAAUUGUAGACGGAGCGUGUGCCCAGCGCGGUGCCUGCAAACACUGUCUUCCUUUGGUCAGAGCUUCAUUUGAGAGCUGUGCCCAUGUUUUAAGAAGAAUUUAAGGAAAUUGGUACAGAAGAACGAAGAUGGACAGGAAACAAGAUGUUACGAAGAAAAGUGGAAGGAAUUGGGAAAAUUUAACCUUACAGUGGGAUGAAACAGCCCUCUUGAGAUGCCCAAAGGGGUGUCGCACAGAGGAAGGCCACGGCCUGUCCUCUUUUUCCAGAAUGCAAGUCAUGGGACAGUGGAAUCAAGUUGCAUUCCGGCUGAGGCUAGAAGGAGGUUCAUGCUUUCAGGAGGGUUUUCCUCGGCUCCCUACACCAAGCGGGGGUUGGACCUGUUGGCUUCAGUGAAGCUAACUCCUCUCUUGGAGUUCUAGAGUUGGAAGGGACCUUAGGAAUGGUCCAGUGCCAACCCCUUCUCUCUGCUAGAGUGAGGGUGGGACAUCUCUGAGAGAGGACCAUAUAACCUCUGUUGGAAAAGCUCCAGUGAGGGAGAACUCAUCACUUUGCAUGGCAACCUGUUCUGCUGCCUGACGGCUCAUUCCUUCUUGGCCUCGAGCCUGAAUCUGGUUUAAACAGACUGGUUCUGGUCUUGCCCUCUGAGGCAGUAGAGAAUAACCCUGCUCCCUCUUCUCUGUGACAGCCCUUCAGAGGUUUGAAGACUGCUAUCUUGCCUCCCCUCAGUCACCUCCUCUGUAGACUAAACUUUCCCAGAUGUUUGCAGGGUUGGUUUCCAGAUCCUUCACCAUCAUCAUAGCCUUCCUCUGAACCACCCGCUGUGCUUUCUGAACUCUAGUGCCCAAACCGGGAUUUGCAGUCAUUUGCAGGAUUCCAAGUGAGGUCUGUCAUAUGAGUGGAAGGGGACAGUGUCUAAAAUCUGGACUCUGUGCUCCUGUUAAUGCACCCCAAAGUAGUAGUUGCCUUUUUAGCAGUUGCACCCCAUUGCUGGCUUAGGUUUAAUCUGUGGUCAAUAGGGACACCCAGAUCCCUAUUUCCAGUGCUGGUGCCAAGCCAGAUCUCUCCACCCUAUCUAUCUAUCUAUCUAUCUAUCUAUCUAUCUAUCUAUCUAUCUAUCUAU
This is a messenger RNA of Python bivittatus (Burmese python), 3259 nucleotides long. Lineage: Eukaryota; Metazoa; Chordata; Lepidosauria; Squamata; Pythonidae. The record is from RefSeq and is a predicted model, not a curated record.